Miscanthus lutarioriparius is the source of this 417-nucleotide messenger RNA. NCBI's taxonomy places the organism in Eukaryota, Viridiplantae, Streptophyta, Magnoliopsida, Poales, Poaceae. The record is from the annotation of a GenBank genome assembly.
AUGGCGGGAGGCAAGGUUUACUCGUUUGAGGAGGUGAGGAAGCACAGCGAUCGCAAGGAUUGCUGGCUCAUCAUCGCCGGCAAGGUGUACGACGUCACGCCGUUCAUGGAGGAGCACCCGGGCGGCGACGAGGUCCUGCUGGCGUGCGUCGGCAAGGACGCCUCCGCCGACUUCGAGGACAUCGGCCACACCGACUCCGCCAAGGAGCUGAUGCCGCAGUACUGCAUCGGCGAGGUCGACGCGGCUACCAUCCCGGCCAAGCUCACCUACGACGUCGUCACCAAGGACGCCAGCAGGUCCGAGAAGGCCACGACGAGCGGCGGCACUUGGGCCACGCUCCUGCAGCUCGCCCUGCCCGUCUUGCUGCUGGCCCUGGCCUUCGCGCUGCAGAACUACACCAGGGCCAAGGCAGAGUAG